Messenger RNA from Phanerochaete carnosa HHB-10118-sp, 585 nucleotides. RefSeq lists its product as uncharacterized. The transcript has 4 exons. The record is from RefSeq and is a predicted model, not a curated record. Bases 1 to 585 code for a protein of 194 amino acids. Lineage: Eukaryota; Fungi; Basidiomycota; Agaricomycetes; Polyporales; Phanerochaetaceae.
AUGACAGGAAAGGACUUGACCACGAGCGGGUCGCACUUGUCGAGAACGAGCGACAGUGGAUAUGGAGGUGGGGAUGCCGCUAUAAGUGCGCUCCAUUGCUCUACCCUGCUGCGGUGCUACAACCACCGACAUGGCGAUGUCGGAAACAUCGACAGCCCCUACCCCAAGGUCGAGCAGCAGUCCAUUAAUUUCCUGUACACGUUGAAUCAGGAUACUCAUCACUUAUCCGGCACUCGCACAUUUCCCGACCGCACAGCUCUUGGGCAGGCAUCGGCUCGCACGCAGUCCCUCCAAGGAAAGCCACCCAAUCAGCACCUCUUCUUACCGGCACCGCUGACUGUGCCAUCCGUCACACACAGCCAAUACGCGCGCCCCGACGGCGCUGCACGUUUGGCAGGGAGACUUCAUCGAGUGCGGCUCAAAGGCUGUGCAGCCGAGGAAGGAACAGCCGGACGGCGGCCUGCCUCCGUCGAUACUCUUAGACGCCUAAAGACGGUGAAGGUGGGGCAAGCCGCGACGGCGCAGAGCAUGAACCACACCUUGGCCAUGGGUGGCGGCGUCAUCGUCGUCUCGGGUCUGCGCUAG